Messenger RNA from Cooperia oncophora, 1104 nucleotides. The record is from the annotation of a GenBank genome assembly. Lineage: Eukaryota; Metazoa; Nematoda; Chromadorea; Rhabditida; Trichostrongylidae.
AUGUCAGUGGUACGUCAUAUUGCUGCACAUAUCAGGCAUGACGAAAUGCGAUUGUUGAAAACGGCAGGAGUUUCUCCUCUUGUGGCUUGCGAUUGUGGAGUGGCGAUGGGCUCUCCAAUGGGCUACAUCUAUCACAUAUUCCACGAUCAUGUCUUUGAGCGAAAGAAAUUCUCUGAUCUCGCGGCUACAAUUGUGUCAUUCCUCACGCUUAUUGUGGAGACGGCGAUUGAAUCGGUGUUGGCAGUACGUGUCGAUUUUCGGGCAACAAAAUGGACGCUUUGGUGUGCUUACUUUGCUCUCGAAAAUGAUGAAGGUGAUGAGAGCCUUUUCAUCGACAGUACCGAUUUGAACGAGCAUUGGUGGAAAUUGUGGGAAAGCUUGUUGGAUGAAUGUAUGACUGGUAAAAAGUAUGACUCUCCGAUGACACGAUCAAGCUUGUUUGAAGAAUGCACCCGUUUGUCGACGAAGAACGUCUUCGGACUAGGAAGCACAAAUCGAUUCCUGUUAUGGAUGCAGACAAGAUUCAGCGCUCGUUUUCAGCGGUUAGUAGUUUGGCUCUACCUUAAUCAGUGGACAAAUGAUCCAGUCAAUCGUGUACAUCUUGCUAGCGAAUCGCGAUGGAUUCGUCUUGCCCAGAUCCGCAGAAGGGUUUUCCUGGAUUUGAAAAAGGGUGAGCAGGGACAAUCAGACAGUUGGAGGACUAUUACAGUGUGCACAAUCCCUUCGUCUUUUGAGUUCAAACAGCGGCAGAUACCCCCUGUGGCAAAUCAGUCUUCACCUGCGGUUGUACCAGGUAUGGAGCGGCGGACUAAGGCUGUGUUUUUAUUUUGCUACUUCAGUUUUUUUUUCGGAUUUGCAGACUCUGAUGUGGGAAGUAGUGCAUCUGUGGCUGCAAAUGACUCUAAUACUGAUGUUCUUGAUGCAUGUCCUCAAGAAGCAGAUGCAGCAACUGAAUCUGACAAUCCUAUGCCUACGUCAGGAUUUUUCGCGGACCUUCUGGCUGCUUCUGCGAACAGUUGCCAGGUUGGUUUUCCGCCCAAGAAACAAGAGCGCACUCUGUUGAGGCUGAAUGUUUUCGUACAGCUGAAAUAUCGGUCACUCUAA